Oryzias latipes (Japanese medaka) is the source of this 2671-nucleotide messenger RNA. Its product is annotated as tripartite motif-containing protein 16-like. Lineage: Eukaryota; Metazoa; Chordata; Actinopteri; Beloniformes; Adrianichthyidae. The record is from RefSeq and is a predicted model, not a curated record. Gene Ontology annotation, molecular function: zinc ion binding; protein binding.
UGACUGUUGUUACUAAAACACAUUUGUUGAUAACCAUGAAGAACUUUGUACUUUGUCUCUUUCAUAAAUGUUUCUGACUUGAAAAAACGUGUUCUGUUGUGAAAUCACAGACUGUUCUGAAAUCUGAUCCUGAAAUCCCUCCUCCUGAUGACAAAACAUUUGAAAGUUCAAAGUCUUAAAGGGAAACAAGCUGUGAGGAAACCUUCACUGCAGAAAGAACUGCAGCUUCUUCAACUGGAACUCUGAAGAAAAAUGACCACAAAUGAUCUGGAUGAAGAAACCUUCUGCUGUUCCAUCUGUCUGGAUCUGAUAAAGGAGAAGACAUUUGAUGUCUUCUUUUUCUCUUUCUAAAAAGUUUAACAGCCACCUUCACUAAAGUUCUCCUCUUCCUGAUCUGCAGCUCCUCCUCUGUCAUGAUGGGCGUAACCAACAGGAAGAGAAGAAAUAAGCUGAUUGGCUGAACUCAGUGAAACCACCUGAUUGGAGGAUAAAAGUCACACUGGCUUCUGAGGAAGUGAAACUCUCUUAGUCUUUGUGUCUGAGAGGAGAAAUGGCGCAGAAAGGAAUUGAUCUGGAUCAAGAAACCUUCUGCUGUUCCAUCUGUCUGGAUCUGCUGAAGGAUCCGGUGACUAUUCCCUGUGGACACAGCUACUGCAUGAAGUGUAUUCAAGGAUUCUGGGAUGAAGAGGAGAAAACCCCCAGCUGUCCUCAGUGCAGGAAGACCUUCAUACCGAGGCCUGUUCUGGUGAAAAGCACCAUGUUAGCAGCUUUAGUGGAUCAACUGAAGAAGACUGGACUCCAAGCUGCUGCUGCUGAUCUCUGCUAUGCUGGACCUGAAGAUGUGGUCUGUGAUUUCUGCACUGGAAGAAAACGGAAAGCCAUCAAGUCCUGUUUGAUCUGUCUGGCCUCUUACUGUGAGAAACACCUUCAGUCUCAUUUGGAUGCAGCUGCAUUCAAGAAACACAAGCUGGUGGAACCCUCCAAGAACCUGCAGGAGAACAUCUGCUCCCGUCAUGAUGAGGUGAUGAAGAUGUUCUGUCGCACUGAUCAGAAGUGUAUCUGUUAUCUCUGCUCUGUGGAUGAACAUAGAGGCCACGACACAGUCUCAGCUGCAGCAGAAAGGACUGAGAGGCAGAGAGAGCUGGAGGAGAGUCAACAACAAAUCCAGCAGAGAAUCCAGGACAGAGAGAAGGAGGUGAAGCUGCUUCAACAGGAGGUGGAGGCCAUCAAUCACUCUGCUGAUCAAACAGUGAAGGACAGUGAGAAGAUCUUCACUGAGAUGAUCCGUCUCAUCCAGAAAAGAAGCUGUGAUGUGAAGCAGCAGAUCAGAUCCCAGCAGCAAACUGAAGUGAGUCGAGUCAAAGAUCUUCAGGAGGAGCUGGAGCAGGAGAUCACUGAGCUGAAGAGGAGAGACGCUGAGCUGAAGCAGCUCUCAUUCACAGAGGAUAACAACCAGUUUCUGCUCAACUACCCCUCACUGCCACCACUCAGUGAGUCCACACACUCAUCCAGCAUCAAUGUCCGUCCUCUGAGAUACUUUGAGGAUGUGACAGCAGCUGUGUCAGAGCUCAGAGACAAACUGCAGGACAUUCUGAGAGAGGAACCCAGAAACAUCUCACUGACAGUCACUCAUGUGGAUGUUUUACUGUCAGUACAAGAACCAGGACCAGAACCAGAGAGCAGAGCUGACUUCUUCAGAUAUUCAUGUCAAAUUACACUGGAUUCAAACACAGCAUACAGACAACUGUUACUGUCGGAGGAGAACAGAAAGGUGACAUUUAUGAAAAAAUCUCAGUCUUAUUCUGAUCAUCCAGACAGAUUUACUGAUUAUCUUCAGGUUCUGAGUAGAGAGAGUCUGACUGGACGUUGUUACUGGGAGGUAGAGUGCAGAGGAGACUUUGUUCGUGUAGCAGUCGCAUACAAGAACAUCAGCAAGUCUGGAAAUGAAAGUGAAUUUGGUUUAAAUGAUAAAUCUUGGGCAUUAGUUAGUUCUCCAGACAGUUUCUCAUUUGUCCACAACAGCAUAGAAACUUCCAUCUUGGCUCCUGUUCCCUCCAGAGUAGGAGUGUACCUGGAUCACAGAGCAGGUGUUCUGUCCUUCUACAGCGUCUCUGAAAGCAUGACUCUCCUCCACAGAGUCCAGACCACAUUCACUCAGCCGCUCCACGUUGGACUGAGGUUGUUUCGUUACGUUGGAGGAACAGCAGAGUUUUGUGAACUCAAAUAGUUCCUGAAAGUAGUGAAAUGUUUGUUUGUAGCGAUUAAACCCAGAGCAGCAGGGUGGACUUCAGUCCGAAGUCUCCUCUGGAGCGCAAACAUAACAAAGCACACUUCCCUUGACUGUAACCAUGAAGUUACAAGUCCCACUGCUCUGCUCAGACGUGCUUCCUCGCGCUCCACAACGUCUAUGCAUGACGCAAAAGCUAGUGCGGUAAUAACCCACAAUCUGAAAAAAUUGUUUACAUGCAUCACGAUCGGAUCAACAUCAGCAAAACCCACCUAUCUCGACCGGAAGAAAAUUUUGAUCCGAAUGAGUCUGAUGGGGUCAGAGGAAUCCGAACGACGUGUUUGGCUCCCUGUACCUCAAAGAAUAGACUUCAAAGCAGCUCUGCUUGUGUACAAGUCUCUCCAUGGCCGAGCACCAAAGUACAUCUCUGACAUAUUAGUGCCA